AUGGUAGUUGAAUCUACUACUAAUCCUGACUUGAACAAUUUGGCUAGUAAUUCACAGAAGAAGUCUGAAACUCAUUGUAUGGUACCUAUCACAGUACAAUUAAAAGAUAUUUUCGGUCCUAAUGAGAUUGGUGAAAUUACAAUAUGUGAUACGACAGGUUUUUGGGAUACAAUGGAUCCAGAAGUAGAUGUUGCUAAUGCUACCGCCGUUAUUGAAGCUUUUCAGAAAUGUAAGAGUGUCAAAAUACUUGCUUUAUCAAGUUAUCCGAGUUUAGGUGACAAAGGACGAAGCAUUCAGAAAUUGGCACAUAUGUUGAUUAGUAUGCUGCCUGGAAUCGAGGAUAGACUUGACGCUAUUUUCUAUGUAUUCACAAAAUAUCCUGCGACAACUAAUAUUCCGAAUUUAUUGAAAAAUAUUAAGACUUUGCAAGUUGAUAAAGAUUCUUCUUUACGAUGGGACACCGCUUUCAUAAAAAUAUUAUCAGAUAUGAUGGAAAAAACUAUGAACGGUGCCUACAAAUUGGAUCCUAUUCAUGGAGAUCCAAAAAUUUUGAUUCGAGAAUUACAGCGUCUCCGUGGUAUUUCGAAUCCGGGUGAAAUUUUUCGAUAUCCGAUGAGAGAAGAAACACAGCGAACUGAAUAUCUUGAAAAAGAUCGAGAUAAUGCUUUAGAAUACAUAGAGAAAUUGAUUAUCCAAAUGGAAAUUUUACGUACUAUGCCCGAAGUUGAGUCAAAAACGGCUGGAACAUAUUUUCGUACGGUUGAAAAAAUACGUGGUUACGUGCAAGAGUUACAGAAAACGGCCGAACUAUUUCUAAUUAGCAUUGACAAUCAAACAGGAACAAUUAGUUUUAUGUAUUUUGCACGAUCAUUGUCACGUUUGAAAAAUGCACAAUGGAUCAAUCGUAUUGAUCCAGGAAUGUAUGAUACACUUAUGCAACGUAUCACAGAGGAUUUAAUGCGCUACGUUCAGCAAUUAGAAGAUCGUUUGAUAAAACUAGAUUUAACUUUGAAGCAUCACGACAAUAUUAGUAUAGCACAGGAAAUUCUUGUGAAAAUUGAAUCGAUGACUGUUUUGGAAUGUACUAUUCCACAACUUGAGACCUAUAAGGAAAUCAAUACAAGUUUUCAGCAAGCAUGCUCUAUUCAUGUUGAAGGAGAUCCUCUACAAUACUCACACGAGUUACAAAUGCGAUUACAAGAAUUAACUAGUCUUAGUAGAUAUACACAUGUUUUUGAAUACAUUAAUGGAGCUGAGAAGCUUGCACAUUGGUAUCAACGAUUUCUUCAGUAUUAUCAUACGUUAAGUUAUAAUAUGGAGCAAUCGAGAGCUUCGAAUAGAAGUCAAGAUUUAAAAGGUCAAUUAAACAUUGCACAAACAUUGAGUUGUUUAGAUAAAGUUUGUGGCGACGUGUUUGGAAAUUCUGGAUUUCAAAGUUUAUAUAGACAGUAUCAAAACAAAGUUGAUGAAGAAACUAGAGAAGCCUAUAGAAUUGUGUUAGAUUACAUAUCGAAACGAGAUUAUGCAAAUGUAGCUAUGACACUACGUGGCAUUACUAUUAGUAGUUUGAAUCCGAGAGAUCUAGCUCAAAUUCAACAUGACUUAAAGAACUCAUUAAAUUUAUUGAUGAAGAAUACACGAAGCAUUGUUCAAUGGUUAGAUGGAAAAAUUGAAAGAGAAAAUAAUCGCAGUCAAAUAAAAGAAAUCAAAGAGAACAUUGAGAAAAUUGAAAUCGCUGUGAAUAAAACUAGUAUCAUGGAGUUACUUGAUAGUGAAACUCAAAAUUCUGUUCGAAUAUUUGAAAAUGAAAUCAAUGAACUAUUAGCUCGAAUUAUUUUACGAGGACUUGAUAUAAUUGAAGCUUUUAUAAAUGCCGAUAGUUUCGACGAGGCUAAACAAAUCAUGGAAAAUCUCAGUUGGGUACAGCAUGAAUUAGCAGAUCAUUAUACAUCAAGUUUGGUUACCGAGAAGACUAAUGAACUAAGAAAACGAUUCGAUGAUAUAGUUGCUGCGAUUUUAAAACGAGAUGAUUUCACCGAUAUUGACAACUAUUCCGUGAAUCCCCCUAAAGAUCUUUUAGCGAAAUUGAAGAUAGCUGCAUCACGUGGUGAUGUUCAAUUUCAUCAAGCUUACAUUUCUAUGUUGGGAAAAAUUCGACAAAAUUUUAGUCAAGCUAUCGAUCAAGUACGUAGUGUUUCUUUGAACGAACGUCCUGCAAAAAUACGUUCGUUAAAAAAUGCAUUAUCCUUCUUACCAGAGGAAUUACAAAAUUCAUUUAAAUUGCAGAUCGAUGAAUUGGGUAAUUCAUUUGUGGAUGAAGAGAAAACACAUAGACGUGAUUUAGAUGAAAUUCUCAGACUUACUGAUGACGAUGAUCGUACUAUCAAAAAAAUCGCUGGAUUUGCUCAAAGAUAUAAAGAACAAAAUAGACAGGAACUUUUUGAAAUUUUACGUGCAGAAAUUUCCAAAAGACUCUAUGACUAUCAAAUAGAUGUAGAAACUUCAUUGAAUAGGCAAGAUAUGCAGUCCGCUAUUGAUAAUGUGAAGAAAAUUAUUCUAUAUAGAGAUUCUACAGAUUCUUAUAUUCCCGAAGUAGUAGGAAUAUAUAAAAAUGUUCGUGAUCUAAUAGGUAAACAUUUUUCACAUUGCGCCGAUACUCUUACAAACAUAGCAACGAUAGAACAGUGUCAGAUUGUUGAAAAAGCAUUUAACAAUAUGAUCAUUUGUAUUGAUUUUUCUAUGACGCUCGGUAGAAAAGACGAAACAUUUCUACCAGACACUGUUCUGCAGAAUGGUUGCAGAAAAUUUCAGAAUAUGUGCGAGUAUAUUGAUGAAAAUUCUAAAAACUAUCGACUAGCCAUUAGUAAGAUUAAUGUUAUUGAAUUACGUCAAGUUUUAAUAGUAGCUAAGCAAUGGGACGUACUUGUACGAAAUAUUCGACAAUGGCGUUCACAACAUUCCUCUAUGGAAAAAUAUUUGCAAGGUAUUACAAACGUAAUCCUGCAUGCAAAUAUGAUAAUUGACUUAGAAAGAGAAAUAAAUAAUUUGAUAGUACAAUUGAAUGUUGAUCUCAUUAGUGACGAGACAACACGAUUUGAAAGACAGCGUGAAGAAUUUUUUAGUCAUCUGAUGAUAUUGAUCAGUACAUUGAGAAAUAUAAAUUCAAAAUUGAAAGAUCUUUUACCGUUCAAAUUAGAUAUCGUGAAGUUAGAAGAAGAAAUCAAAAGAAAAGCUAAACGACUAGGUGAUCAACUUCUUAAAAUAGCAUCAAAAUCAAAUCUAUCACCACGAGAUUCCGAUGACUUUCGUAAGUAUUACAAUCAUCUUUCAUCCUUUAGUAGACACGUAAUUCUAUCAGAUUUCGAUGUUCGACAUGUGUUGGAUGAAGCGGAGGAAAAAAUUUUUGAAACAAUAGCAUCUUUAUCUAGAGAAAUAGCGAAUUCGGGUUCGGAUGUUAUAAAAGUAGCUGAACUAAUUAUAAAAAUGAAAUUUUUCGCGGAAAAUCUAUCGAUGUUUGAUAGUAAAAUUAAUGCAGAAAUCGAUGAAAUGCUAAAAAACUACAAAAUAAAAGUGGGCAGAAUAGCAUUUAUGAAAUUGCCAAUAGUUCUAGAAAAAACAGAUAUAGGUGCUAGAGUAAUCGCCGAGCAUGCAUCCUUGGCAGGUGAAGAUUUACGUAGACUACGUGAAAAAAUACAAAAACAAGAUGAUAUUGAGUACAUGCUCAGAGAAUUAGACGGAGAUAAUAUUGCUACGGACGUAUUACGAACACAAUAUCUCAAUUUUCGAAAAACCUAUGACAGUCUAUUAGCUCGUCAUUUAGAAUUAUUUGAUCAGAUGUCUGACACCGAGCCAAAUCUGGACAUAUUAAUUUCAGAAACGAAACUUAUCGUGGGAAAAAUAGUUGAGAAAAAUCGUACUAGUGUUCGUUGGAAUAAUUCUUUUAAGAAAAAGAUUUCGGAUUUGUUGGCGCAUAUUUUUGCCGUAUGGACUCUAAAAAAUACCCAACAUUACAAUGCUAUGCGUGGCAUUGAAGCAGCACAGGCGUAUCUAUUGAUGCCACAUGUUGGACAAGUUAUUGCUAUUUUCCGUAUUCUUGGUAUUGGCUAUCAAGGAUAUGAUGAUUUAUUGAAUAAUUUAGUGCAAAUAGGAACCGGUGAAGGAAAAUCAGUUGUCAUGGCAGUGACUGCUUGUGUAUUUGCAUUAAUUGGAGUUGAUGUUAAUUGUUCGUGUUACAGUGAAGUAUUGAGUAUGAGAGAUAAAAAUGAUUUCGCUCCGGUGUUUAGGGCACUCGGCAUCGAAGAACGUAUUGAAUAUGGUACUUUUAAUAGAUUGUGUGAGAACUUAUUGAAUGAACAAUGUAAUGUGAGAGAUAAAGUACGUGAAAUGAUUGUCGACAAUAAAAGUAAGAUAGAUGUAGCAGCAAAAUCAGUACGCACAGAUCCGAAAGUAUUGUUAAUUGAUGAAGUCGAUGUUUUUCUAAGCGAAAAAUUCUAUGGUGGAACGUAUUCACCAUCAGUGGAUAUUAAAGAUUCCACUAUUAAGACAUUGCUGGAUAUAAUCUGGCACAAUAAAACAAUACGAAAUUUGAAUGCUGUCAAAAAUACACCUGCAUACAAAGCAUUUGCUAAUCGUUUUAGUAAUUGGAUUUUUCUUUUCGAUGAAGCGAUAAAAGAUAUGUUGACUGCUCUAGAAUCUUUUCAGUCUUCAACAUAUAUUGUACAAAAUGAUAGAAUUGUUUAUGUCGAUGGUGAAUCGAUAGUCGAUAAUGUUGUCCAUGGUUACAGUACAAUAUGGGCCUAUUAUCAUGAGCAUGAGAAAGAUAAUAUCAGUAAGGUUAGCUUGGAAACUAAUGUAGGUAUUAUCGUAAAUUGUGGAACAUUUUCCUAUGCUGAAAUGCCACAUGAAUUUGCUUAUAUAACUGGUGUGACUGGUACUUUAAAAACCUUGGCUACGUCUGAACAGAAUAUAUUAAGAAAAGUGUACAAUGUACAAAAGAAAACAUUUAUUCCGUCUGUAUUCGGUAGCAGUAAUCGUAUGUUUAAUUCAAGUACUGAUGUACUUGUAGUCAAGGAAUCGGAAUAUUACAUGUCAUUACGUGGAGAUAUUGACGUUGUAUGCCAUGCAGGACGUGCUAUUCUAGUUUUUUUCGAAUCAGAUGAAAAAUUAAUGAAUUUUUACAAUUCUUCUGAAUUAUCGUCGAUAAAAAAUGAUGUUCAAAUUAUUACAGAGAAGGUUGCUGCAAAAGAUAGAGAACUAUGUAUUAAACGCGCUGCAUUAGAAGGUCGAACUACGCUAUUAACACGAACCUUUGGUCGAGGAACUGACUUUAUCUGUCGAAAUCAACAGCUUUUAGCAAACGGCGGUAUUCAUGUUCUUCAGACAUUUUUCUCGGAGGAAUUAUCUGAAGAAUGUCAAAUAAUGGGAAGAGGAGCACGACAAGGUGAUCGCGGUUCAUAUAGAAUGAUUUUGUUAGAUAAAGAGUUAGAAUGGGUUCUUGGAUCUACUUGGGAAGAAGAUCUUCCAAAUAUUAUAGGUUCUAAUCUUUACAAAAAACUGAAUAAAGCUCGUAAUGAUCUUUAUGAGAGUCGAUGUGGUGCAAAAGAACUUUCUAUAGACCAGUGCAGACAGGAACAUGAAGCUUCUAAACGGUUUAUGUCAUCAUUGACUUCAGGAAAUAUUGAAACUGUGAAAACAUUUUUAAAGAAUCAAAACCAGGGAGCAAGUUUCGUGUCAGGUUCUUCGCGUACUGUUUUGCUUAUGGAUGCAACAGGUUCUAUGUCAAGUUUAUUAUCUGCUGCCAAAGAAACAGUUUGUACUAUGUUUGAACGUGCUUCUAAUAUUCUGAAGGAGAAACAUCUUAGCGAUUUAUUUCAAAUGCAGAUUGUCAUAUAUCGAAAUUAUAAUUCGAGAGAGAAUGAAAUUUUACAAGCGUCUGCUUGGGAGACAAAACCUAAUAAUUUAAGAGCAUUUAUGAAUACAGUCGGCCCUAAAGGUGGCAUGGGAGCAGAAGCCAUUGAAAUUGGUUUAUGGCAUGCAGUUAAAGAAAGUGAAACGUCUGAUUCAAUCUCUCAAGUAAUUUUAAUAGGAGAUGCUCCUGCAAAUAGUCAAGCAGAGGUCCGCGAAAAGCGAGCAGGUUUCGGUGAAGCUUAUUGGGAGAAGACUAGAUUUGGUAAGCCAACAUAUUUUGUGUAUGAGUUACAAAAAUUAAAAUCGAAAAAUGUACCUGUUCAUGCAUUCUAUCUUACAAGAUAUGCAAAAGAUAGUUUCAAAUAUAUUGCAAAUGAAACAGGAGGUCGUUGCGAACGGUUGAAUAUUCAUUCUGCGGAAGGUGCUGAGACCCUAACCGAUUUCGUAACAGAAGAAGUUCUUAGAAAAGCAGCAGGUGAUCAAGGAGACGCUGCGGUAGACUUAUAUAGAAAGAAAUACAAGACUUUUGCUUUUUAA
Molecule: messenger RNA, 6444 nt
Organism: Rotaria sp. Silwood1
Lineage: Eukaryota; Metazoa; Rotifera; Eurotatoria; Philodinida; Philodinidae
Source: the annotation of a GenBank genome assembly